Molecule: messenger RNA, 225 nt
Organism: Encephalitozoon cuniculi GB-M1
Lineage: Eukaryota; Fungi; Microsporidia; Unikaryonidae
Exons: 1
Coding region: 1-225 (74 amino acids)
Biological process (GO): protein secretion; intracellular transport
Source: RefSeq, marked provisional
AUGUCUGCACUCUUUAGCAUAGACUCGCUGUUCAGGGCCCUUGUGCUGGCAAUAUGCACGGCAACAUAUGUAAAGCAACACUUUCCAUCACUUGUUCCAAAGAACAAAAAGGGGUUUUAUUCUGUCUUUCAUAAGUUCUCCGUUGUUGGGGAAAGGCUUUCUCCUUUUGUAGCAUUAUCCUGCAUGUUUCUAGGACUCGGAAAGAUUGCCUCCAUAUUUCUCUAG